AUGCCUGUCGAAAAACAUGUCGUCUUCGAUGUAGUGGGUACGUGUGUCUCCUUCGAUGCAUUCUACAACGGCAUCGACAAAGUCAUCGGUCAACGUCUCUUGAAACACAACAUCACGGCCCGAUCCUUCGGCUUCACUUGGAUGACGGCCGCGGAACUCGAAUUCACCUUCCUCUCCAUAUCUGAACGCUACAAACCGUACAAAGAAAUCAUGCUGGCACUCUUCUUCCGCACCUUAUACAUGAUGGGCGUGGAGGAUCCCCGCUCGUUCGCCACUGAAGCGGAGCGCGAUCAAUGUACCCAAGGAUACUCCGAGCUAGAGUUGCGCCCUGGGGCAAAGGAGUGCUUUGCAAAAUUGCGAGAUUCGGGUUUCACGGUCUGGUGCCUGACAACCGGCGAUACUAAGCGCGUGCGUGGAUACUUUGAGCGCGGCGGGGUCGAUAUGCCGCUCGAGAACUUUAUUAGUUGCGAUACAGCCGGCGUGGCAAAGCCGGCUCUGGCUGCUUAUAGACCUGCUUUGGCGCAAUUUGGUGAUCGAGACGUCAAGUGGUUUGCUGCUGCGCACAUGUGGGAUGUGACAGCAGCUGUGAAGGUCGGCUUCCGGGGUGCCUACUGCACGGUUUACGAAAAGGAAUCUUGCGCUGAGAUUUUCGACGUGAAUUUGGAAGUGACUGCGGAUUCUCUUCCCGCGAUGGCGGAUAUGAUCAUUGCUGCAUCAAAUUAG
This is a messenger RNA of Penicillium diatomitis, 723 nucleotides long. Its product is annotated as putative 2-haloalkanoic acid dehalogenase. The record is from RefSeq and is a predicted model, not a curated record. Bases 1 to 723 code for a protein of 240 amino acids. The transcript has a single exon. NCBI's taxonomy places the organism in Eukaryota, Fungi, Ascomycota, Eurotiomycetes, Eurotiales, Aspergillaceae.